CGUCGCAGAAAACAUUCAAGUUAUUUUUAUUUGCUCAAAAAUCAUUUAAAUCCGCGAAAAACUGUGGUUUUUCAAAAAGUGACAAUGGCCGACGAAGAGUACGAACGCUUUGAGAUAACCGACUACGACCUGGACAACGAAUUCAAUCCGAACCGGCGCAACCGACGGCCGACCAAGCAGCAGCAAAUUUACGGCAUCUGGGCGGAUGACGAUUCGGAAAAUGAGGCCGCCGAAGAAGGUUCGUCUCGGCGCGGUCGUGGCCGUAUGGGCAAGAAACCAAAGGACUAUACCGCUCCGAUUGGGUUCGUUGCCGGAGGAAUUCAGCAGGCCGGUAAGAAGAAGGAAGAGAAAAGGGAAAGCGAUGAGGAGGAGGAUGAUGAGGACGAUGAAAAUCGAGCACGGCUUGGGGGGGCUCCGAGCGGAACCAGUUCCGAGUCGGAGUCGGAAGUGGCUGCGAAGGCAAACGACUUUCGGUCGAUGGCAGGAUUUCGGAAGGCCCAGCCGGCGAGGAGCGGAGGUCCAGCUCUUUCGAAGGGAGUCGGUGGUUGGGAGCAGCAUACGAAGGGUAUCGGAGCGAAGCUUCUACUGCAGAUGGGUUAUCAACCGGGGAAAGGUUUGGGUAAGGAUUUGCAAGGUAUAGCCGCUCCGAUUCAGGCACAUUUGAGGAAGGGUCGUGGCGCAAUCGGGGCCUAUGGACCGGAGAAGAAGACGGUAGUGAUGGAUCAGAAACUGAAGAAGGAAAAGGAAGAGACGAAGGAAAUUAAGGAAAAGGAUCCCGGUCAGCAGUGGAGGAAGGACAAGCACAAAGGGAGGUACUUUUACAAAAGCGUUGAGGACGUUAUCGAGAAGGGGAAAAGGACGUACACGCUCUUCGAAAAGAACUCGAAGCUGAGUAAUGUUAAGGUCAUUGAUAUGACCGGGCCUGAGAGUAGGGUCCUUAGUGGUUAUCAUGCUUUGAGCCAGGCGAAGGUAGCCGACGAAGAUCUGUAUGAUUCAAAAGCUACUAAGGAGACCACUAAUUUUGCGCUUCCGGAGUUGAUGCAUAACUUAAAUCUGAUCGUGGAGUACUGUGAGCAAGAUAUUAUUGCAAUUGACAAGCAAAAGUGCGAAGCUCAAGAUCGGGAAGAGCAGUUGGAACUGGAGAAGGAGAACCUGAUAAAAAUCACUCAGCUGGAGGAGGACUACAUUCAUACCCUGGAGGGAGCUUUGGAUUUGGUAAAGGCUCUGGUCGAGCCCGAGAGUGGUUCCGUUUCUUUGGAAGAAUGCGAGCGGAUUUUUAUCCGUAUUCAAACCGGAUUCCCAUCGGAAUAUAAGGAAUUUGGAUUGGCUGACUUGGCCCCGGGGGUAGUUGCACCGAUGAUAGCGGCUCGACUCAAAGAAUGGAAUCCCUUCGUCGAUCCUACCCUCCAUCUGGAUUUAUUCAAACGUUGGCGAUCGAUAUUGGGAUGUUCCGACACCGAGAAACGCAAUCUGCUGGAUCCCUAUUCCGGACUUGUUUGGUCCGGUGUAAUUCCCAGCAUCCGAUCGGCUGCCACCACUUGGGAUCCAAGACUACAUCAACCGAUGAUUGCUUUGCUGGACGCGUGGGCACCGUUGUUACCUUCGUGGAUCCUGGACAACAUCUUAGAACAAAUUGUCAUGAGCAAACUGACUUCAGCCGUUGGCGAUUGGGACCCUCUGACGGACACCAUUCCAAUACACAUCUGGAUUCAACCGUGGGCUGGAAUACUCGGUUCAAAGAUGGAAGUGAGCAUCUAUCCGACGAUACGGGAGAAGCUCAGCAAGGCCCUGAAGGCAUGGAAUCCGGAAGAUCGAUCGGCGAGGGCGAUGAUUACUCCGUGGAAGGGUGUAAUGGCCGAGGAGGAUUUGCAAGCGUUCCUCACGAAGAACAUCAUCCCCAAGCUGGAACUGCGGCUAACCGAACUGGUGAUCAAUCCACUGCAGCAAGAUUUGGAAAUCUUCAACCAAGUCUGGGAAUGGAGCGAGCUUAUUUCCACCAUUUAUAUGGCAUCCAUCUUGGACAAGUUCUUCUUCCCCAAGUGGAUUCAAACGCUGGUGCUGUGGCUGAACCAAUCGCCCAAUUUCGAUCAGGUCACCCGUUGGUACCAGGGCUGGAAGUCCCAAUUCACCGAGGACAUUAUCCGCCAAACGAACAUCAAGGAAAGCUUCCGCAAAGCGCUGGAACUGAUGCAGCGUUCGAUCGGCAUAACGUCGUCGUCCGCGUCAUCGUCGGCAACGGUGGAACCGAUGGAUACGAUACCUCCGCCACCGAAACCGCCCUCGCUUAUGGAAGUUCACGUGGAUGUUCCGCCGACGUUGGAAUUCAAGGAGCUGGUAUCGCAGAAAUGCGCCGAACGGGGAAUCAUCUUUGCGCCGAUGCCCGGCCGGAGAGAGAUGGGAAAGCAGGUCUACCGAGUUGGGAAGCUGUUUUGCUACAUCGACCGCUCGGUUUGCAUCGUCAGCUUGGACGGGGGCGUCAAUUGGACACCGAUUUCGCUGUCGGCGCUGGUCGAACGGGCGGUAAGUGGGUAAAGUGCGUCGGUUUAUUGAUUUAUGUGUAACAUUUUGAACAUGAAGAACUAUGUCAAAGGACUUAUAACG
Molecule: messenger RNA, 2601 nt
Organism: Ochlerotatus camptorhynchus
Lineage: Eukaryota; Metazoa; Arthropoda; Insecta; Diptera; Culicidae
Gene: sip1
Product: septin interacting protein 1
Exons: 2
Coding region: 85-2532 (815 amino acids)
Biological process (GO): spliceosomal complex disassembly
Cellular component (GO): U2-type post-mRNA release spliceosomal complex
Molecular function (GO): nucleic acid binding
Source: RefSeq, a predicted model, not a curated record